This is a messenger RNA of Nelumbo nucifera (sacred lotus), 929 nucleotides long. RefSeq lists its product as uncharacterized. Lineage: Eukaryota; Viridiplantae; Streptophyta; Magnoliopsida; Proteales; Nelumbonaceae. The record is from RefSeq and is a predicted model, not a curated record.
GUGCGCUGUGCUCUUCCCGGCAUGAGUAUCGUAUCGGUAGUUAAGAAAGAGUAAAGUGAUCGCAGUUUUCCAAAUCCGAGAUGGCCGAAUUGAACAAUCGAACCGACGCUGUCGAAGAACGAGAAACGCAACCGCACGAUAACCGCUUGAAGCACGCCUUUGACGCCGGCUUCUUAUCGGGAUCACAUCCUCCCGACACCCCCCGUACCGUCGAUGUCCAUGAGGAGGAAGACCCAAUUAUUCGAGCGAUUUCGGACUCGGAGAGUAGUGAUUCUAUCGGCGAGUCGAAAUGGUGGGCCGACUUGGCUGCGAGCGUUCAUGUGUUCACUGGAUCUAUGCUGAGGAUGGAGCUUGCGGAGAUGGAGAUGAUCAAGGCAAGGGAGGCUUGGCGGGUUGAAGCAGAGAGGCGCUUAAUUGAAUCGGAAGCCGAGAUGACUCAGAUGUUGCUGGAGACACAAUUGCAGGUCGCCUCGUUUCUUUCGCAAAAGAAUCGGAAGCGGAAGCGAAAGCGAGUCGAAGAUGAAGACAGGCGUGAUAUUUGGCUGCUAGGGUUAUUAUGCAAUUUGAACUAUUGAAGUUCAUGAAAUUGACAAUUUUACAAGUCAAAUCAUGCACAAUUUUCAUGAAUGGAUGCAUGACUCAAGGGAACCUUGAAUUGUUGCAUAUGCAAGGUAUGCAUCUGUAUCAAUAAUUGGUUACUUUUGUGUUUGUGUUAUUAGACACUCUGUAACUUUUGCCUUAGCAUCGACCAAGAAACAAGGCAUCAAAGUACAAAAACAUUAUCUGAAGUUCGAAAUUGUGCAACUUCGUGAUUAGUAUCCUGUCUGUGGUAAACGUGAGAAUUUACUCAUGUAGGCCUAAAAGUUACAGCAGAUUUGAUUGACUUGCUUUAAUAUCAUAAAAUGACAGUUUUCUUUUCUUUUCUUUUC